This is a messenger RNA of Fusarium graminearum PH-1, 1128 nucleotides long. RefSeq lists its product as uncharacterized. Gene Ontology annotation, biological process: DNA-templated DNA replication; rRNA processing. NCBI's taxonomy places the organism in Eukaryota, Fungi, Ascomycota, Sordariomycetes, Hypocreales, Nectriaceae. The record is from RefSeq and is a predicted model, not a curated record. The coding region runs from base 1 to 1128 and encodes 375 amino acids. Gene Ontology annotation, molecular function: protein binding. The transcript has 3 exons. Gene Ontology annotation, cellular component: nuclear pre-replicative complex.
AUGUUAUCUCAAAAGUUCAUAUCGACCGUUUCUGGUCCGCCUCUCGCCGCGAAUACCGCCGUCUCCAAAGAUGUCGGCAUGUAUUCUCACUCCCUCACACCAUCUCACACCAUCAAGUCAACCUUCAAGAAGAGUUCAGCCCCUGUUAACGGCCUGGCCGUCAGCCAGACUCACAUUUUUGCUGCACAAGACCAAAAGGCUCAUGUUCAUGUCUACCCAAUUCCAGCUGACAACCACAACACUGCCGUUGCUCCCUGUGCUCUCGUACCCUUUCCCGAAAGGAUCCGCUGCUUGGCCAUUGUUGGUCAGGUCUUGGUUGUGGGAUCUACCGAGGGUAGACUAUUUCUUUGGGAGACAUGCACCGGACGACAAGUGUCGACGCCGCCUUGCCACGUUCAGGCUGUCUCAUGCUUGGCCGUAACGCCAUAUCACAUUCUUUCCGGAUCUGAUGACUCCAACAUCAACGUCUGGUCAUUAUCACGUCUUCUAGAGCUCGAUGCCCAACUCGAACAGGAACCCGAUCUGACACUCUCCAAUCACCGCGGUGCCAUCACAAGUCUAACUGUCAGUCCUGGUACCAAUUCGGAAACUGGCAUAUACAAGCCGUUGCUUGGUUCCCGCAGCACUGAGCAACCUUCCAUUGUCGUACAGAUCAACACACCGCUCGCUGUCUCAGAUCCGGAACUUGGACUACCAUCGUGUAUUGCUCUGACAAACGACGGCACUUCAAUACUGUCUGGACACACCAAGGGAAAGAUCUUGCGAUGGACUCUGGCUGAGAACGCCCAUCCCACCGAAGUCGCCAAUCUGAAUGCCUCUGUCACCAACCUCUUCUUCAUAACUCCACUAUCAGCCGAGCAACCAACCAAGACUGUUACUAUCGUGAAACCGAACCUGAACCAAAAACGAUACAACUUCAUAGCCCAGCUGUCCACAGAUCUCGGAGAGAAGACAAGAUUCGACCAUCUGCUCGAAACCAAUGGGAUUCCGUCGGAAUCACUCGAGACGGCAAUUUCAUCCAUGACGACUUCUUCAGAUGACCAACAAGAUGAAGAGCUGGCAAAGCAGGAUGCCCAAUUCCGUUCCAUCAUUGACAGCUGUAAUCUACUUCAAAAGCAAACUAGUUAA